This is a messenger RNA of Gongylonema pulchrum, 927 nucleotides long. The record is from the annotation of a GenBank genome assembly. NCBI's taxonomy places the organism in Eukaryota, Metazoa, Nematoda, Chromadorea, Rhabditida, Gongylonematidae.
AUGGAAUCAGUUUUGUACUUGCUGGAACGAAUAGCCGAUCACAUGUCCGAGAACGAUGCAUCAGCAAUAAGCCAGAUUCUGGAACACUGCUCAGUACUUUUAUCCUGGAAAUUCGUUGCGUCACAGAAUGGUGCAAAGCAACUUGGAAAAUCUUUGAUGGAUCUGCUUUAUUCACUGCAGCAUCUCAUUAGCACUGGGAAAACAGCGGAUGACCAAGAAACACUCUGUAUGGGACUAGCGCUCAUGUUCAUGGAUGUUACUGGUUGCACGAGCAACGCGUUAAAAGUCCUGGAAACAUAUGCAGGGAAUCGGAGUUCACCGCUGCCAGUGUUGGAUCGUGUGAUGCAAAAAUGUUACAACUACUUCGUGAACAGUGGGAAUCCGCGAAAUUUACGCAUUCAUGCUCUGAGGUGUGUGGGCCAAUCACUGGCAGUGCAGGAUACCGAUUACAUGCUUAAAAGUUUAGAUCAGAUUCUGAUACCGCGUCUCAGAGCACUACAAAUGAUUGUUGAGGGCCGGAUGGCGACAAGUUCCCAGUCGACGCAGAGCCUUGAGGAAGAAUGUGUCUUUGAGCUUGCCGUUCUUUCAGCCCUCAUUGCUACGCAAAAGCCAAGGAGCGAAGCCUCCAAAGAUGAUAUUGAAUUCGUUGAAAGCAGCCAGUCGGACGAAAAAAGCCCUAAAACGAACGUCGUGUACACCAUACUGUGCCAGUGCCUGCCACUCUUAUUGAAUUUGUUGCGAAACUUUUCAUCUUCGGAAAUUCUGGUUGAAAAAACUUGCGAUGUGCUACGGUCCGGUCUAAUAGCUGCUGUUCAGGAUGAGAGCACUCAAACACUCGCAGAUUCCUAUUGCGAUAUUCUGGAUUUCAUCAUCCUGAGACAUCCCUCUGCUGCCUGCGUAUUAGCCAAGGCAAUGAUUUUCGUGAUG